AUGAGAAAAGCUCUCUUGCGGCGCAUUUUUAAGGAUUUUUUUGUUAAUUAUUUGAAUCAGCAAGAAAGUUACCGUCUAAUCCAUCUCGUUUAAGGUAAGGGCGUAAGUUAACCCUCCGGAAGUACUGGAAAGUGAUUAUUUAUUAUGUUCAUAUAUUUCCUUCUGUAUCACAGCCAUGUUGAAGUAGUGUUGAUUUUACUAAGUUUUCGUCAGUUAUCGUUGUAAGAAGUUGUUCACAAGUAAAUGUGACAGACCCAAGUUUCGUUUGUGUUGUGAUUAUAAAGUUGAAAAGUCUUUGCAAUAUGAAAAGUGUUCUAAAGUGCCACCGAUUCUGGCGUCGAGGCGUCAUCUGCAAGGAAUGGAUUCUGAAGACUCUCGAGAUGGUAGUGGGGAAGCCCAAUCAUCUUCGAGUAGUAGCAGUUCCAGUUCAAGAAGUAGACGAAGUUCUUCUUCAGAUAGAAGUGAAAGCUCUAAAAAAGGUCCAAAGUCACCUCCCAAAUCGCCACCAUCGCCGAGAUCCAAUGGACCCCGCUCUCCUUCCCCAGAAAGUAGAUCGCCAUCACCAUCUAUGCGAUCCACGUCCAAACCACCGCAAUCUCCCGGCAACUUGAGCGGUGCUCAUUCAGACAUUAACUCCCCUGAGAAUUCCAUGCCAGCAUCACCAGCUGCCCCAAAAUCUCCUGAUGCUCCAAAAUCCCCAAGUGACGUAGGUUCAAAUAUUGGCUCACCGGAGAGGCCUCAUGACUACACAUCUCCUCCUCCAACUGGUGGAGGCCCCAAAUCUCCUCGCAGCCCUGCCAGUUCUGCCCCUGGCUCACCUGUCAAUACGUCCCGUCCUGUAUCCCCUGAUUCUGUAUCACAACCCACACAGCCUUUAAGGAAGAGAGAGCCUCGGACACCAUCGUCUAGUCCAUCACCAGAUAGGUCAUCGGUGAGAUCAUCACCUCGUAGAUCUCCAGUAGCUAAUAAAAAUGCCUGGAGUCCAAAAGAUAAAUGGAGGAGGCAUACCAAAGCAGAGCAGAAGAUGGUUUCAAUGCCUCGAGCACGUAGUAGGUCAGAGUCAAGUCAAUCAAGUAGGAGUUCUUCGUACAACAAGCGUGCUAGUACAAAGGAUCCUGCUACUGAAGAAAUUUCUGAUGGUGAGAUGGAAUCUGAUCAAGAUGACAGAAAAUCUCAGAGUAAAUCAGUUGCAAGUGAAAAGAAUGAGGGGAAGGAUCUUAAUAUUAGUCAUGAAGACCUCUCUGAUGUAUCAGAUUUGGAUUCUGUAGGACCAGACGAUUCAGAAAAGGAACCAAAGCGAAAAUUACCUCAAUCAUCACCUGAAAGAAAGUCAGAUAGUAGAAAUAAUAUAAAUGGAAAUGCAAACAAUAAAACCAGUACACAAUCAUCUCCUAAAUCUGAUAGUGGGAGUGUAAAACUGGAUCAUCCAAAACUGGAAAAAGUGCCUCAAGAAAAAACAAGUAAUACAGAAGAUGGGGAGGAACAACUAGACUUUGAAGCAGAGGAAGGAGAAUGUAUAGAGCCCAAACAGAAUGAGCAGCCAAAUGGAGAUGCAAGUGCUAAAGGAUCUGAAAGAGAAGAAAUAAAAGCCGGUCGCAGAUCGCGCGGCUCCUCGCUGGAAGAGGGCGAAGUCUCGGACGAGGCGGAGCGGCGCCCCGAGGAGAGCGAGCCGCGCCCCGUGUGCCGAUUCUUCUCAAGGGGCGCCUGUACUUGGGGCGUCAGCUGCAGCGUUUGGUUAGAAUACAGCCGGGACAGGUCAAGCUUCUCGCUGGAAGAGGGCGAAGUCUCGGACGAGGCGGAGCGGCGCCCCGAGGAGAGCGAGCCGCGCCCCGUGUGCCGAUUCUUCUCAAGGGGCGCCUGUACUUGGGGCGUCAGCUGCAGAUUCCUCCACCCGGGCGUGACGGACAAAGGCAACUACAACAUGUUCGACGUGGUCCGCGGCGUGCCGGCCAGCGGGCCCUACCCCGCCGCGCCGCCACGAGACGUGGCCCCGCCCGAGUCAGCCUGGGAGCGCGGCCUGCGGACAGCUAAAGAGAUGCUCCGGAUAGCGAACAAGCGUAAAGAGCAAGACAUGGACUUCGAGGAGAAGAAGCUCCAUCUAUCAGUGGGCGGCGUGGUGCAUGACCCUGAUGCGGAGCUGGCGUACGCAGCCGCUGCCGUGGGAGCCUCGCCGCCGCGUGCUCACGACGCCGCGCAUAGGGACCCUGAUGUGUAUAGGGCAUACGGCGCGCCGCCGAUGUACCGCGGCCGGUACCCGCGGCCGGCGGACGAGCGCGAGCGUUACUACGAGCACGAGCGAGGCUACGAGCGCGAGCGCGCGUACGAGCGCCCGCCGCACUACGACGAGCGCGCGCAAAUGCAGGACCCCAAUGCAUAUCACAAGAGACGUCUGCGCUCCUCCCGCGAAGUGAUAGUCCAACGGGCCGAAGUAGAGCGACGGGAAGGUCGCGAGCCGCGAGACACUCGCGAGGGGAGAGAGGGGCGAGACGGGCGCGGGCGGGAGGGCCGCGGCGACGAGUGGGCCGACCCGUGGAUGCGGCAGGAGCCCGCCGCGCGACGACGUCGCCCGCCCUCCUCUGAUGAUUCGUACUCGUCUACAAGCUCCCGAAGUUCGAGGUCUCCCGGAGCACGACGCAAGCGAAGGGCAUCCUCUUCGUCGAGACAGAGACUGUCGCCAUCGGUGAUAGUGCGCGAGCGGCGCAUGGCGUCUGCGCGCGCGACUGCUAUGAAUCCGCCCGCGCCGCGACGUCGCGCGCCCUCGCCCGCUGCUGCGAGGCAGCUGUCUGCUAACCCACCGCCACCUGCCUCACAUAGGCAUAAGAAUGAAGUGGAUCCAUACGGACGUAGCAAAGCAUCCAGCCGAAAUAGAGAUAGGAAGAAAUACUCAAGGUCAUCAUCAUCAGGUUCAGAAUCAUCGUCAUCGUCGAGCGAGUCCGAGAGCGAAUCGCACUCGUCGUCAUCGUCUGGCAGUUCGGGAGCAAGGCGAGCGCGGCACGCGAGGCUUCUGAAUGCUGCCGCUAGACCUAGAUUAAAUGCGAAAGCAAGUGCUGCUGGGUUAGCUGCUGCAGUCUCGACAGUCACAAGUAAAAACGAAGCAGUUGAUGAUAAAGAUAUUUCUGGCAAGAAACGAGGAGCCACUUCGCCAAUAAACCCAGCGCCGGCUAAGAAAUCGGUGUCGAGAAGAGAAGAACUGCUCAAACAACUCAAAGCUGUAGAAGACGCAAUAGCGAGAAAGCGAUCAAAGAUAUAACAUUUCGCUUCAGAAAGUAAUUUGUGUGUAAUCCAAAAUAAACUGAUGACUAUUUACAUAGUCUUAUGGCUACAAGACCCAAUAGGUCUUCCAUAUUCAAUUAAACUCACGGCUGCUAGUUUACUCAGUCGGGAAGGCUUCUUGUCACGUAGAAUCGAGGUCGUACAAAUAAGCAUUUAAGUUGUAAAUACAUGGACAUGUUAAAAAUUUGAUCUGGAUCCAAUAUUUAAUAAGCAUCGCUUAUAAUAUGAAUGAAUUGUGCCUAUCAUGGUUAUUUUUACAUCUAUAAUUUUGUAUACGAUAGUUUGACUUACAGUAAUACAUAUACUAACACCAAUUUACAUAGACUGGAAAAUAUUUUUGGUAUUGUUUGUUCAUCACAAUGUACGGAAUAGAACCUAGGUUGUAGGUUUUAUGGUGGAUUGACAAUUAGAAAUGUAAUAUUCAUGUGCAAAAUGAAUAAUAAACGCAUUAUUUUGUAGAA
Molecule: messenger RNA, 3734 nt
Organism: Ostrinia nubilalis (European corn borer)
Lineage: Eukaryota; Metazoa; Arthropoda; Insecta; Lepidoptera; Crambidae
Product: zinc finger CCCH domain-containing protein 18-like
Exons: 17
Coding region: 359-3250 (963 amino acids)
Cellular component (GO): precatalytic spliceosome
Molecular function (GO): RNA binding; metal ion binding
Source: RefSeq, a predicted model, not a curated record